Molecule: messenger RNA, 915 nt
Organism: Tetrapisispora phaffii CBS 4417
Lineage: Eukaryota; Fungi; Ascomycota; Saccharomycetes; Saccharomycetales; Saccharomycetaceae
Gene: PET9
Product: ADP/ATP carrier protein PET9
Exons: 1
Coding region: 1-915 (304 amino acids)
Biological process (GO): mitochondrial ATP transmembrane transport; mitochondrial ADP transmembrane transport
Cellular component (GO): mitochondrial inner membrane
Molecular function (GO): ATP:ADP antiporter activity
Source: RefSeq, a predicted model, not a curated record
AUGGCUGAACAAAAACAAUCCAAUUUUAUGAUUGAUUUCCUUAUGGGUGGUGUCUCUGCUGCUGUUGCAAAGACUGCUGCUUCCCCUAUUGAAAGAGUUAAGUUAUUAAUCCAAAAUCAAGAUGAAAUGAUUAAGCAAGGUUCUUUGGACAGAAGAUACGACGGUAUUGUCGAAUGUUUCAAGAGAACUGCCAAGAAUGAAGGUAUCGCUGCUUUCUGGAGAGGUAACACUGCCAAUGUUAUCAGAUAUUUCCCAACUCAAGCUUUGAAUUUCGCUUUCAAGGAUAAAAUUAAGGCUUUAUUCGGUUUUAAGAAGGAAGAAGGUUACGCUAAAUGGUUUGCCGGUAACUUAGCUUCUGGUGGUGCCGCUGGUGGUUUGUCUCUAUUAUUUGUCUACUCUUUAGAUUAUGCCAGAACUAGAUUGGCUGCUGAUGCUAAAUCUAGCAAAAAAGGUGGCGAACGUCAAUUCAAUGGUUUAGUCGAUGUUUACAAGAAGACUAUCAAGUCCGAUGGUUUUGCUGGUUUAUAUAGAGGUUUCUUACCAUCUGUUGUUGGUAUUGUUGUCUACAGAGGUCUAUACUUCGGUUUAUACGAUUCUUUGAAACCAGUUGUCUUAACGGGUUCUCUAGAAGGUUCCUUCCUUGCUUCAUUCUUAUUAGGUUGGGUUGUUACUACCGGUGCUUCCACCGCUUCUUACCCAUUAGAUACUAUUAGAAGAAGAAUGAUGAUGACCUCCGGUCAAGCCGUUAAGUACGAUGGUGCCUUCGAUGCUUUCAGAAAGAUUGUCGCCAAGGAAGGUGUUCCUUCUUUAUUCAAGGGUUGUGCUGCUAACAUCUUAAGAGGUGUUGCCGGUGCCGGUGUUAUUUCCAUGUACGAUCAAUUACAAAUGAUCUUAUUCGGUAAGAAGUUCAAAUGA